Molecule: messenger RNA, 489 nt
Organism: Aureobasidium vineae
Lineage: Eukaryota; Fungi; Ascomycota; Dothideomycetes; Dothideales; Saccotheciaceae
Source: the annotation of a GenBank genome assembly
AUGCCCCGCGAUCUGGCUGCCCUGAUGAGAGGUGAUGAUGAGCCCAAGGACAAGAUCUCCCGCGACAUGGAGAAACAGGAUCACCUCGCCGAGAUCAAGCCUUACGUUCAAGCCCUCACCAUCUCCGACAUUGAUAGCGCCGUCAAAUUGGAGGAUGCCACGUUUCCCCUGAGGAACGUGCAACGAGAGAAAAGGUAUUUGUACCACCAUGUUUGCAUUUCGUACCUCUUCCAUUCAGCCCCGACUUGUGAUUCUGCUCCUAUUUUACCACAUUCAGCAUCGCUGUUUUCGUUUCGAAGACACCAUCUGCACCUCACUCCAUUUGUUCUCAGGCUAUACUUGGCGUCUCUACCAGGUCAUUACAAGGCUACGAGGAAUUUCAGCCUCCUUCUUCACAAUCUUUUGAAGUUCAAAUGGAGAGACAAGAGCCUCAGGACAUGCACAACCUUUGUCUUUUGUAUGGUGCAGAACCCUCCUUGGACGCAAUAA